Molecule: messenger RNA, 754 nt
Organism: Selaginella moellendorffii
Lineage: Eukaryota; Viridiplantae; Streptophyta; Lycopodiopsida; Selaginellales; Selaginellaceae
Product: pathogen-related protein
Exons: 3
Coding region: 18-692 (224 amino acids)
Source: RefSeq, a predicted model, not a curated record
GACAUGCUGUGAGCUCGAUGAAAAUGGCAGCGAAAGAUCCUUACAGAAGCCACAUUCAUGGAGAUGCCGAGAAGACCACCUACUGGAGACAUGGAGAACCUCCGUGUUAUGACAACAGAGCCUUUGAGGAAGGUAGGAGAAAGGUAUGGCCGAGUGGAUCACUGGAAGAGAUCGUUCAAAACCUCGUCAAGACGUGGGAGAUGGAGAUGAGCCACAAAUGCCAUGUCGAGGACGUCAAAACAGUCGAUCAUCAGCUCUUCACACUCGCGGUGAAUGGAAGAACAUCAAAGCCAGUCGACGAAGUUGUGAGAACCGGAACAUAUAACAUCUUACUUCAAUCCGAAGCUCCCUGUGCAUACUAUGACUCCUCCAAAGAAAACUUUGAAUCCUCACACCAUACCUUCCACCACGCCUUCAACAAUAAGUUUCCAUGGGAAGUUCUUCAAGUGUACUCCGGACCUCCUGUUGUUGUCUUCAAGUGGAGGCACUGGGGAAGAAUGAAAGGAGAAUUUCGAGGUCAUGCUGCUACAGGGGAAUUAGUCGAGAUCAUCGGAGUUGCUGUUGCUACUGUGAAUAGCGAGCUCAAGCUCACGAGUGUUGAAGUUUACUUCGAUCAGGAGCAGUUCCUUAAGAAGCUGUGCAAAGGAAAGAAAUCUUCGUUAGAAGAUGUAAACGCAAAUGCCGUCACUUAAGUGAAAGCAUCCUUGGAAAUCUUCUGUAAAUUUGAACAGCUCAUCGAAAGAAGCCAUGAGAC